GCACUUUGACAAGACAGGGACGACCAGCUUUUGUCAAACUUUUGUCAAUCUCGCGACCCGCGGGUGAAAUUUGCGGAAUUUGUUCCAGAUUGAGAUAGAAAGACGUGUUAUUAGGAUUAAUAAUCAGUAUUCAAUACUAAAAUGGACACGGAUUUCGAACCACUCGCUCCGAGUCUGGAAAACAUCACCGACCAGGACUCUUUGAAGUGGAUCUUUGUCGGUGGAAAGGGAGGUGUAGGCAAAACAACUUGCAGUUGUAGCUUGGCCGUGCAGCUAGCGAAGGUGCGCGAGUCGGUGCUGAUCAUAUCGACCGAUCCGGCGCACAACAUCUCGGAUGCAUUUGACCAGAAGUUCACAAAGGUUCCGAGCAAGGUGAAUGGGUUCGACAAUAUGUUUGCCAUGGAGAUCGAUCCCAAUGUCGGGCUGAACGAGCUGCCGGACGAGUACUUUGAGGGUGAGAACUCGGCGAUGAAGCUAAGCAAGGGUGUGUUCCAGGAGAUUAUUGGAGCAUUGCCCGGAAUUGAUGAGGCCAUGAGCUACGCCGAGGUGAUGAAAUUAGUAAAGGCUAUGAACUUCUCGGUAGUGGUAUUCGACACGGCCCCCACUGGCCACACGCUGCGGUUACUCUCGUUUCCCCAGGUGGUAGAGAAGGGUCUAGGGAAGUUACUUAGAUUGAAAAUGAAGCUGGCCCCAUUCAUAUCGCAAAUGGGAUCGUUGUUCGGCAUGCAGGAUUUCAACGCGGACACGCUGACGAGCAAACUGGAGGAAAUGUUAACCAUCAUUCGUCAGGUGAACGAACAAUUUCGGAAUCCCGAUCAAACAACCUUCGUCUGCGUGUGCAUUGCCGAGUUCCUGUCGCUGUACGAAACGGAACGAUUGGUGCAGGAGCUGACCAAGUGCGGCAUUGACACGCACAACAUCAUCGUGAAUCAGUUGCUGUUCCGUCGGGAAGGGCAGGACCCUUGUGCAAUGUGCUCCGCCCGUUACAAGGUACAGGAGAAGUAUCUGGAUCAGAUAGCCGAUUUGUACGAGGACUUCCACGUGGUGAAACUGCCUUUGUUGGACAAAGAGGUUCGUGGGGCGGAAAAUGUGAAAAAGUUCUCCGAGAACCUGAUCAAGCCGUACUGUCCAAAUGGUUCUUCACCGCAGGACAAAUAGUAGAAAGCAUGGCGGACUUGGGAAUGACUAAGGUGAAACUAAGUGUGAAAAUUCCAGGUUAUCGUUUUUUUUAUUUCGCAACAUUGUGUUUUCCAUGUUUCUACAAGCCUUUAAUUAAAUGGGAUUGUGGGUACUAAAUCACCUAUAAUUUAUAUUCUUGCUGGAACAUAAGCAAGGUAUGCUCUUGUACGAUAUUUAUUUGAUAUGUUUCGUUCCAACACGAAAUCAAAUUUCGGGUAAUAUAUUUGUAAAUUCAAAA
Molecule: messenger RNA, 1417 nt
Organism: Armigeres subalbatus
Lineage: Eukaryota; Metazoa; Arthropoda; Insecta; Diptera; Culicidae
Product: ATPase ASNA1 homolog
Exons: 5
Coding region: 142-1158 (338 amino acids)
Biological process (GO): post-translational protein targeting to endoplasmic reticulum membrane
Cellular component (GO): GET complex
Molecular function (GO): ATP hydrolysis activity; ATP binding
Source: RefSeq, a predicted model, not a curated record